CAAACGAUGAGGAAGAUACAUUCAUAAUUCACGAUUUGAAGAAAAAUAGUAUGUUAUCAAGAGAGCUUAAAGCUGCUUCAGUAUGGUUGCCAAAAAGACCGACAGAGUGACUACCAAGAGAAAUACCAAGAAGGUUGUGAAAGAUGUUGAAGAGAAGACAGUUAGUGAUAAUGACUGGGGUAUGUCUAAUGAUGGUCAUACCUCUAUUUCUCCUCUCUAUCUACUUACAACUCAGUCUUGAAAUAGACAACCCAGAUAAUAUAGACAUCCCUGAUAAUAUAGACAUCCCUGAUAACAUACUUACACUAGAGGAUGAUAUCUACAACUCUGAACAUAUACAAAAACACACAUAUGUUAACAUGCAGGAACAUUAUACUCAUAGAACCAAACUAUCUGGCCUACAUAUGGCAAAUAUGAAGAAAAUCCAAUCACAAAUAUCGACUGGAUUUUUGCAUACUUUUUCAACAGAACUUGGCUCUAUCGUAAAAAGAUCAGAUCCGGAGGAUGCUGUAAGAUCGUACUUCAUGUCACCUGCCAUCUUGGAAAAUGAUGACGGAACUCAUAUUUUAGUAUCUCGCAGUAGGAAUGUCCCACAAGAUGGCAUACAAAACAAAGCCCCAACUAAUGUCUUAGUAACAAGGCUAUAUUCAUCAGGGUUUAAACCUUUAAACAUGGGCUCAAUUCUAGGUUUGAUAACAUCAGAAAGUGAACGAAAUGGGCCUAGAGAUUCUAGAAUGUUUAGAAUUAGGGAACAUCCAUAUAUAGUGUUUGACAUGCAAAAUUGGAGAGACGAAUCCUUUCACAUGUAUAUGCUCUCAUAUACUACAGGAGAACUCAUCAAAUUUCGAAUGUACUCAGAAAACAAAACCAUGAUUCCAAUGAAAAAGACUGAGAAAAACUGGUGCCCUUUGGUAAGCAAUGACACUUUGUAUUUUGUUUAUGAUUUCGAUCCUUUAAUAAUCCUAGAAUGUAGCCCAGAUCUAGGAAGAUGCCUAAUUGCUCAAAAGGGAAAUGAAACUCUUAAUACUCAGACCGCUCCUUCUAGCCUUAGAGGAGGAACGCCAUUUGAGUUAUAUAAGUGGCCUUAUUAUGUGAGCCUAGCCCACUCUACAACAUAUUGCUACAAGAAACGACUCUACGGCAUUCACAUUGUUAUAAUCAGUGUACACCCUCAAUUCAGAAUUGUCUAUGUGAGCACAAAUAUACAAUUCCACCCACAUAUUAACAGAAAGCGCCCAGUAUUUCCAACAACGAUUUCAUCAUUUAUCUUCCCAACCACAUUAUUGUUACGACAGGAGGAUAUCGCUGAUAUGGGGGGUCAUUUAAAUGAUAUCGAUGCCAUGUUGUUUAGAAUUCGGGGAUUUAAAAGCUUGCUAGAGCAAGUAAUUGAAAUCGAUAAGAGUGUGACAACUAAGAAACAACCCAAAGAAGGUAUUAUACAGGAAUUCAUUCAGUUAGUUCAACGUAAGGAAUGUAACAACGCGUUACUUAAUUUGGACAAGAGGAAUAUAUGCAAAGGGUGUUACUUUUAAAUUAUAUUCUUAAGGUGAAUUUUCACAUUUAUGAUCAGCUGAAGUUCGCAAGACACUUUUAUUUUCAAUUUAAAUGUUCUUAACUACACAUGUUAUAUUACUUAUGGAAAGACUGACAGGGAUUACAAUAUCGCAAGUGCCCCUAACGGGAAAUGUGGAACAAGUAGAGAACCCACUAUUUCACUGUACAAACAACUCGAUAUAUGAAAGCUACCGACGACCAUCGUUUCCAAUAUACAGACAUUGAUUAUGAGACCAAUACCUUUCAACAAUAUCGGAAGGAAUUUUAGUUGCCUUGGAGUUUGUUAGCACUUCGUUUAAAAUGUCUAAAAUAGACAACAAAAUGGCUGCUAAUUGGUGUAUUGUUGACUUAAUAAUGUAAGCAAUACUCAUAUCUUAUCUGCUAUUAAUUUACUUUUAUUUCAGCCAUUUUCGCUGAAUUAUUUAUCACUAAUAGUACGAAGCUUGUAAAUGAACC
Messenger RNA from Owenia fusiformis, 2010 nucleotides. The record is from the annotation of a GenBank genome assembly. Lineage: Eukaryota; Metazoa; Annelida; Polychaeta; Sabellida; Oweniidae.